GCCGCGGCGGAGUCGGUGGCGGUGGCUGCGGGCUGAGCGGCUAGUUUCCGACUUCAAGCUGAGCUGCGAGGAAAAUGGCGGCGGGAGAAUCAAAAUAUUUGCUCAACAGUGGACUCGGAGACCAUUAAAAAUAAACUCCCACUUGAACAUCAUUUGACUGCAUAGCCAGGAUGAGCGGGUUAGGAGAAAAUUUGGAUCCACUGGCCAGUGACUCACGAAAACGCAAAUUGCCAUGUGAUACUCCAGGACAGGGUCUUACCUGCAGUGGUGAAAAGUGGAGACGAGAGCAGGAGAGUAAAUAUAUUGAAGAAUUGGCUGAACUGAUAUCUGCAAAUCUUAGUGAUAUUGACAAUUUCAACGUCAAACCAGAUAAAUGUGCAAUUUUAAAGGAAACAGUAAGACAGAUACGUCAAAUAAAAGAGCAAGGAAAAGCUAUUUCCAGUGAUGAUGAUGUUCAGAAAGCGGAUGUAUCUUCUACAGGACAAGGUGUUAUUGAUAAAGACUCUUUAGGACCACUUUUACUUCAGGCAUUGGAUGGUUUCCUGUUCGUGGUGAAUCGAGAUGGAAACAUUGUAUUUGUGUCAGAAAAUGUCACACAAUACCUGCAAUAUAAACAGGAGGACUUGGUUAACACAAGUGUGUAUAAUAUUUUGCAUGAAGAAGAUAGAAAGGAUUUUCUUAAAAACUUACCAAAAUCUACAGUUAAUGGAGUUUCCUGGACAAGUGAAACACAGAGACAAAAAAGCCAUACAUUUAAUUGCCGUAUGUUGAUGAAAACAACACACGAUAUUCUGGAAGACAUGAAUACCAGUCCUGAAAUGCGCCAGAGAUACGAAACAAUGCAGUGCUUUGCCUUGUCUCAGCCACGAGCUAUGAUGGAGGAGGGGGAAGAUUUGCAGUCCUGUAUGAUCUGUGUGGCUCGUCGCAUUACUACAGGAGAAAGAGCAUUUCAGUCAAAUCCUGAGAGCUUUAUUACUAGACAUGAUCUUUCAGGGAAGGUGGUCAAUAUAGACACAAAUUCACUGAGAUCCUCCAUGAGGCCUGGUUUUGAAGAUAUAAUCCGAAGGUGUAUCCAGAGAUUUUUCAGUCUUAAUGAUGGCCAGUCAUGGUCCCAGAAACGUCACUAUCAAGAAGCUUAUAUUCAUGGCCACGCGGAAACCCCAGUGUAUCGAUUCUCGUUGGCUGAUGGAACUAUAGUGACUGCACAAACAAAAAGCAAGCUCUUUCGGAAUCCUGUGACAAAUGACCGUCAUGGCUUUGUCUCAACCCACUUUCUUCAGAGAGAACAGAAUGGGUAUAGACCAAACCCAAAUCCUGUGGGACAAGGCAUUAGACCUCCUGUAGCUGGAUGCAACAGUUCAGUAGGAGGCAUGAAUAUGUCACCAAACCAAGGAUUACAGAUGCUGAGCAGCAGGGCUUACGGCUUGACAGACCCCAGUGCCACAGGGCAGAUAAGUGGAAUGAGGUAUGGGGCUUCCGGUAACAUAGCCUCAUUGACCCCUGGGCCAGGCGUGCAGUCACCAUCUUCCUACCAGAAUAAUAACUAUGGGCUCAAUAUGGGUAGCCCCCCACAUGGCAGUCCAGGUCUUGGCUCCAACCAGCAGAGCAUCAUGAUUUCUCCUCGAAAUCGUGGGAGCCCGAAGAUGGCGUCACACCAGUUUUCUCCUGUUGCAGGUGUGCACUCUCCCAUGGGGUCUUCUGGCAGCACUGGGAGCCACAACUUUUCUAGCAGCUCUCUCAGUGCCCUGCAAGCCAUCAGUGAGGGUGUGGGCACUUCCCUUUUAUCUACUCUGUCUUCACCAGGCCCCAAGUUGGAUAACUCGCCCAAUAUGAAUAUAACGCAACCAAGUAAAGUGACCAGUCAAGAUUCCAAGAGUCCCCUAGGUUUGUACUGUGAUCAAAAUCCGGUAGAGAGCUCAAUGUGUCAGUCAAAUAGCAGAGAUCACCUCAAUGACAAAGAAAGUAAGGAGAGCAGUGGUGAAGGGUCAGAGAAUCAACGGGGUCCUUUGGAAAGCAAAGGUCAUAAAAAGUUACUGCAGUUACUGACCUGCUCUUCUGAUGACCGAGGUCAUUCUUCCUUGACCAACUCCCCUUUGGAUUCAAGUUGUAAAGACUCUUCUGUUAGUGUCACCAGCCCCUCUGGAGUCUCCUCCUCAACAUCAGGAGGAGUGUCCUCCACAUCCAAUAUGCAUGGGUCACUGUUGCAAGAGAAACACCGUAUUUUGCACAAGUUGCUGCAGAACGGGAAUUCACCAGCUGAGGUAGCCAAGAUUACUGCAGAAGCCACUGGGAAAGAUACCAGCAGUACUACUACUUGUGGUGAAGGAAACGUCAAGCAGGAGCAGCUAAGUCCUAAGAAGAAGGAGAACAAUGCACUUCUUAGAUACCUGCUGGACAGGGAUGAUCCUAGUGAUGCGCUCUCUAAAGAACCCCAGCCCCAGGUGGAAGGAAUGGACAAUAAAAUGAGUCAGUGCAGCAGCUCCACCAUUCCCAGCUCAGGUCAAGAAAAAGACUCGAAAAUUAAGACAGAAACAAGUGAAGAGGGAUCUGGAGACUUGGAUAAUCUAGAUGCUAUUCUGGGUGAUCUGACUAGUUCUGACUUUUAUAAUAAUCCCUUAUCCACAAAUGGCAGUCAUCUAGGGACCAAGCAACCAAUGUUCCAAGGAACAAAUUCUCUGGUAGGUUUGAGAAGCCCACAGUCUGUGCAGUCUGCUCGUCCUCCGUAUAACCGUGCAGCAUCUCUAGAUAGCCCUGUUUCUGUUGGCUCAAGUCCUCCAGUAAAGAAUAUCAGUGCUUUCCCCAUGCUAGCAAAGCAGCCUGUGCUGGGUGGGAAUCCAAGGAUGAUGGAUAGUCAGGAAAAUUAUGGCUCAAAUAUGGGUGGACCAAACAGAAAUGUGACACUGAACCAGACUCCUUCUCCAGAGUGGGGCUUACCAAACUCAAAGGCCAGUAGAGUGGAACCUGUGAGUUCUAACUCCAUGGGAAGACCAGGAGAUUACAGUGCUGCUUUACCCAGACCUGCAAUGGGGGGCUCUGUGCCCACUUUGCCUCUUCGGUCUAAUAGUAUACCAGGUGCAAGGCCAAUGUUGCAGCAGCAGCAUCAGCAGCAGCAACAGCAGAUGCUUCAAAUAAGGCCUGGUGAGAUUCCCAUGGGAAUGGGGGUCAAUCCCUAUGGCCAAGCAGCACCAGCUAAUCAACCAGGUUCCUGGCCAGAUGGCAUGCUGUCCAUGGAACAGGGGCCCCAUGUGCCUCAAAAUAGACCUCUUCUCAGGAAUUCCCUGGAUGAUCUCCUUGGGCCACCUUCUAACCCAGAAGGCCAGAGUGAUGAGAGAGCAUUGUUGGACCAGCUACACACACUCCUGAGUAAUACAGAUGCCACAGGCCUGGAGGAAAUUGACAGAGCUUUGGGCAUUCCUGAACUUGUAAAUCAGGGACAAGCUUUGGAGCCCAAACAAGAUGCCUUCCAAGGCCAAGAAGCAGCAGUACUGAUGGAUCAGAAGGCAGCUUUGUAUGGGCAGACAUAUCCAGCACAGGGGCCUCCAGUGCAAGGAGGCUUUAAUCUUCAGGGACAAUCGCCGUCUUUUAACUCUAUGAUGACUCAGAUGAACCAGCAAGGCAGUUUCCCUCUCCAAGGAAUGCACCCCAGGGCCAACAUCAUGAGACCCCGGACAAACACUCCCAAGCAACUUAGAAUGCAGCUUCAGCAGAGGCUGCAGGGCCAGCAGUUCUUGAAUCAGAGCCGGCAGGCGCUUGAAAUGAAAAUGGAAAACCCUGCUGCUGCUGCCGCUGCUGCCGCCGCCGCCGCAGCAAUCAGGCCCAUGAUGCAGCCCCAGCAGGGUUUUCUGAAUGCCCAGAUGGUUGCCCAACGCAGCAGAGAGCUGCUAACUCACCACUUCCGACAGCAGAGGGUGGCGAUGAUGAUGCAGCAGCAGCAACAGCAGCAGCAACAGCAGCAGCAGCAGCAGCAGACCCAGGCCUUCAGCCCACCCCCAAAUGUGACCGCUUCCCCCAGCAUGGAUGGGGUUUUGGCAGGACCUGCAAUGCCACAAGCUCCACCACAGCAAUUUCCAUAUCCACCAAAUUAUGGAAUGGGACAACAACCAGAUCCAGCUUUUGGUCGAGUGUCCAGUCCUCCUAAUGCAAUGAUAUCAUCAAGGAUGGGCCCCUCUCAGAAUCCCAUAAUGCAGCAUCCUCAGACGGCACUGUAUCCGUCCUCAGAAAUGAAGGGCUGGCCAUCAGGAAAUGUGGCCAGGAAUAGCUCAUUUCCCCAGCAGCAGUUUGCGCACCAGGGGAAUCCUGCAGCAUACAGCAUGGUGCACAUGAAUGGCAGUAGUGGUCACCUGGGACAGAUGAACAUGAAUUCCAUGCCCAUGUCUGGCAUGCCCAUGGGUCCUGAUCAGAAAUAUUGCUGAUGUCUCCAAACCUGGACCUUUGAGGAAAUCACUGUACAAAUGACACUGCACUAGGAUAAUCUGGAGUGUAUGGAGUUUUGAAGAAGAUGGAAAUGUCAUUCUGAGAGCAAUAUUUAAAUUCUCAGGAAUUGACCAAACAGUGUUGAGAAUGAAUUUGGUUUCAGUCAAGUUUACAUUAAAUCAUUCUUCACAUUGCAAAGCAUCUAACUACAUGGGACGACUCAUGAAAUGGGGUGGUGAGCUGUGACUGCUUUGCUGACCGUUUUGGAUGUUCUUGUAAAUAAAGGUUUCUAUUUAAAAACCGGA
This is a messenger RNA of Marmota flaviventris (yellow-bellied marmot), 4718 nucleotides long. It is a transcript of the gene Ncoa3, whose product is annotated as nuclear receptor coactivator 3. Gene Ontology annotation, molecular function: protein dimerization activity; nuclear receptor binding. Gene Ontology annotation, biological process: cellular response to hormone stimulus; positive regulation of transcription by RNA polymerase II. The record is from RefSeq and is a predicted model, not a curated record. Lineage: Eukaryota; Metazoa; Chordata; Mammalia; Rodentia; Sciuridae. Gene Ontology annotation, cellular component: nucleus.